Messenger RNA from Juglans regia (Persian walnut), 2800 nucleotides. Its product is annotated as beta-xylosidase/alpha-L-arabinofuranosidase 2-like. The transcript has 7 exons. Gene Ontology annotation, biological process: xylan catabolic process; arabinan catabolic process. Lineage: Eukaryota; Viridiplantae; Streptophyta; Magnoliopsida; Fagales; Juglandaceae. The record is from RefSeq and is a predicted model, not a curated record. Gene Ontology annotation, molecular function: alpha-L-arabinofuranosidase activity; xylan 1,4-beta-xylosidase activity. Gene Ontology annotation, cellular component: plant-type cell wall. The coding region runs from base 219 to 2591 and encodes 790 amino acids.
AGAAAGCUUUCACGGACUUGUAAUAUAGCCAGCCCAUGACUCUACAAGUCCAUGGAUCAUAGAUUCUCUCCCCAAUUGGUUGCUGCCAAAAGCAAGCCUCAUUGAAUGGGUGUUUUAUCUUCUUCUUCCCUACCCCUGUCACGGACUACUAGAAAACAACAUGUGUGCGUAAUUCAUAGUACACUCUUUUCCAUUUCUAUAAAAAUAUAACGACCCAAAUGCCCAAGCAACAUUACAGUCUUUCACGUUGUGUAAAAGUUACCCUCAUGGCAACUCCUCGAAACGGAGCACCGAAGGUCUCUGUUUUGCUCUGCUUGUCUAUAUUCUUUGUUUUCCUUUUGUUGAGCUCAGGCCGGGUGUUCGGCCAAUCAUCACCUGUUUUUGCCUGUGAUGUUGGGAGCAAUCCUGCGUUGGCGAGUCUCGGAUUCUGUAACUCGUCGUUGGGGAUUGAUUCGAGAGUGGCAGACUUGGUGAAAAGGCUCACAUUGCAGGAGAAGAUUGGGUUCUUGGUGAACAGUGCAGGGAGUGUGAGUAGGCUUGGGAUACCAAAGUAUGAAUGGUGGUCUGAGGCUCUACAUGGAGUCUCUAACGUGGGUCCCGGGACGCGGUUUUCCAACUUGGUGCCUGGAGCUACUAGCUUUCCCCAGGUUAUUCUCACUGCCGCUUCGUUCAAUGCCUCUCUGUUCGAAGCCAUUGGAAGGGUGGUUUCAACUGAAGCCAGAGCAAUGUACAAUGUGGGACUGGCAGGAUUGACAUAUUGGUCACCAAAUAUUAACAUAUUUCGAGACCCCAGAUGGGGAAGAGGCCAGGAGACUCCGGGAGAAGAUCCCUUGCUCUCGAGUAAAUAUGGAUCGAGUUAUGUAAGAGGUCUUCAACAAAGAGAUGAUGGUAACCCAAAUGGACUUAAGGUUGCUGCAUGUUGUAAACAUUAUACAGCUUAUGAUGUGGAUAACUGGAAAGGGACAGACCGAUACCAUUUCAAUGCCGUGGUAACAAAGCAAGAUAUGGAUGAUACGUAUCAACCACCAUUCAAGAGUUGUGUUAUUGAUGGCAAUGUUGCCAGUGUCAUGUGUUCUUACAACAAGGUUAAUGGUAAGCCGACCUGUGCAGACCCAGACCUGCUUGCAGGAGUCAUCCGAGGCGAAUGGAAACUAAAUGGAUACAUUGUUUCUGAUUGUGAUUCAGUAGAUGUAUUCUACAAUUCCCAACACUACACCAAGACACCAGAGGAAGCUGCAGCCAUUGCUAUUUCAGCAGGUUUGGAUCUAAACUGUGGAUCUUUCCUGAGCAAACACACAGAGGCUGCGGUGAAAGGAGGACUUCUUGCUGAGGCGGCUAUUGACAAGGCCAUCACUAACAAUUUUGGCACCCUAAUGAGACUUGGCUUCUUCGAUGGUGAUCCAAGAAAGCAACUUUAUGGAAAACUUGGUCCAAAAGAUGUGUGUACACAGGAGAACCAGGAACUGGCCCGUGAAGCCGCUAGGCAAGGUAUAGUGCUGCUUAAAAACAGUCCAGCAUAUUUGCCUCUGUCUCCUACUGCCAUCAAAUCCUUGGCAGUGAUUGGUCCUAACGCCAAUGUCACCAAAACCAUGAUUGGAAACUAUGAAGGCAUCCCAUGCAAAUACACAACUCCUUUGCAAGGUCUAACGGCCUCAGUUGCAACAACUUAUCAACCUGGCUGCUCCAAUGUGGCCUGCAGCACUGCACAGCUAGAUGCUGCUAAGAAAAUAGCAGCCUUGGCAGAUGCCACUGUACUUAUAAUGGGUGCAGAUCAGUCAAUUGAGGCAGAGAGCCGCGACAGGAUCGAUAUCACUCUUCCAGGACAGCAGGCACUUUUAGUAACAGAAGUUGCGAAGGCCUCAAAAGGACCAGUAAUUCUUGUUAUAAUGUCUGGAGGGGGUAUGGAUAUCUCAUUUGCAAAAAGUAAUGUUAAAAUUACAAGCAUCCUAUGGGUUGGUUACCCUGGAGAAGCUGGAGGAGCUGCCAUUGCUGAUGUUAUUUUUGGGUAUUUUAAUCCGAGUGGAAGACUGCCCAUGACAUGGUAUCCGCAAUCUUUUGCAGACAAGGUCCCCAUGACCAACAUGAACAUGAGACCUGAUCCAUCCAAUGGUUACCCCGGGCGGAGCUACAGAUUCUACACUGGGGAAACCGUUUAUACAUUUGGAGAUGGAGUAAGCUAUUCCAGCUUCAAGCACCACCUAGUUCAAGCACCUAAGACAUUUUUCAUUCCCUUGGAAGAGAGUCACAUUUGUCACUCAACAAGAUGUAAGUCAUUAGAUGUUGGAGACCAGCAUUGUCAAAACCUUGGUUUUGAUAUUCAUCUGAGAGUUAAAAACACAGGAGCGAUGAGUGGAAGCCAUACUGUUUUCUUGUUCUCUACGCCCCCAUCAAUGCACAGCUCACCUCAGAAGCACUUGCUGGGAUUUGAGAAGGUCUUCUUGACCGCACAAACAGAAGCACAGGUCAGGUUCAAGGUGGAUGUAUGUAAAGACCUGACUGUGGUUGAUGAGCUUGGAAACCGGAAAGUUGCCUUGGGACAGCACGUGCUUCAUGUUGGGAGCUUGAAAAGCUCAUUGAACGUGAGGAUUUGAAUUAAAUCAUCAACUACUCUGCAUUUUUCUACUUUUAGGUUUUGUUGGUGAUGAUGCUGAAGGCAUUACCAAAUACCAAAUGGAAUUUGAAUCUAGCUGAUUAAAAGCAUUUCAAAAUGGAAAAGUGAAAGCUAGAAAUAAGCUGAGGGAGUUGUAACAAUUCUCUCCACAAUUUACAAUAGCCAAAGCUUUUAAAAUUCAAAAUUUAA